Molecule: messenger RNA, 756 nt
Organism: Didymosphaeria variabile
Lineage: Eukaryota; Fungi; Ascomycota; Dothideomycetes; Pleosporales; Didymosphaeriaceae
Gene: YTH1
Product: RNA-binding component of cleavage and polyadenylation factor
Exons: 2
Coding region: 1-756 (251 amino acids)
Molecular function (GO): metal ion binding; RNA binding
Source: RefSeq, a predicted model, not a curated record
AUGACGGACGCGCGAAGUGCCACUCCGCCAGACCAGGCCAUGGCGCAGACGGCGAAGACGACGUACGACUUCAACUUCAGUGACUUCUUGCGACGAGAAUACCGUUUCGGCUUGGACCCGGAGCGCCCGCAAUGUAAGGCAUAUAUGCAGGGACAUUGUCCUCUGGGCAACCGCUGUCCGGACAAGCAUCAGGUAUCUUCAUCAUACAACAAUCUCGUCUGCAAGCACUGGCUACGCGGUUUAUGCAAGAAAGGCGAAACCUGCGAAUUCCUUCACGAGUACAAUCUCCGUCGCAUGCCCGAAUGCUCCUACUACGCACGUACGCAGACAUGCUCCAACGGUGACGACUGUCUAUACCUCCACAUCGACCCAGAAGCGAAACGUCCCGCGUGCCCCCACUACGACCGUGGAUUCUGCCCGCUCGGCCCGCAAUGCGCACUCAAGCACAACAAGAAAGCCAACAUAUGUCGUUUUUAUCUCGCUGGCUUCUGCCCGGAAGGUCCAGCCUGCAAGCACGGCGCUCACCCUCGAUUUCCGACUGAUCUAAAGAAGCCGGAGGUUCGCGUGGAGAAGACGCCCGAACAGCUAGAGCAGGAGCGGCUGGAGAGGGAAGCCGAGCGGGAGAGGGAAGACCGUGAAGACCGUGAGCAGCAAGAGCGGAAUCCUCAUCAUGCAGGCGGGCACAAACAAGGAGGCCGGUGGAACAAGGGUGGCCGAGGGCGAGGAAGAAGAGGACGUGGGCGCGGUAACUUCUGA